Messenger RNA from Phasianus colchicus (ring-necked pheasant), 1905 nucleotides. Its product is annotated as ATP-sensitive inward rectifier potassium channel 12. Gene Ontology annotation, molecular function: inward rectifier potassium channel activity. Gene Ontology annotation, biological process: potassium ion import across plasma membrane; regulation of monoatomic ion transmembrane transport. NCBI's taxonomy places the organism in Eukaryota, Metazoa, Chordata, Aves, Galliformes, Phasianidae. Gene Ontology annotation, cellular component: plasma membrane. The record is from RefSeq and is a predicted model, not a curated record.
GAAGGGUUGGGUCUGUGCCUGAGAAGCAGCAGCCGAACGCCAGCGCUGGGAGGACGCGGCGCGGACGUGGGGUCCCCGGCCAGCUAACUCUGCAGGACCUGCACCUCAGGGCCGGGGGGGCUGGAUGCAGUGAGAGAGCCUCUCACGGGAAACUUGUGGUGACGUGGCUGCCAAGACGUGGAAGCGUGGGACUUCUCUUCCACCGCACCAGAAUUUGGGGGGUGGGCAGGGGUGGGCCAGGGGGACACCAGGAGUCACAAGACCCUUCCCCUUCACUGUGGGCUUGGCUCAGGGAUGACUGCAGGCAGGGUCAACCCUUACAGCAUAGUGUCCUCCGAGGAAGACGGACUGAGGUUGACCACCAUGCCAGGGAUUAACGGCUUUGGCAAUGGGAAAAUCCACACCAGGAGGAAAUGCAGGAACAGGUUUGUAAAGAAGAACGGUCAGUGCAACGUGGAGUUCACGAACAUGGAUGACAAGCCACAGAGGUACAUUGCAGACAUGUUCACCACGUGUGUUGACAUCCGUUGGAGGUAUAUGCUCUUGCUCUUCUCCCUGGCAUUUCUGGUAUCCUGGUUAUUAUUUGGGCUGAUUUUCUGGCUAAUUGCACUCAUUCAUGGAGAUCUAGAAAACCCAGGUGGAGAUGAUACCUUCAAGCCUUGCGUUCUGCAGGUCAAUGGCUUUGUGGCUGCUUUUCUGUUCUCCAUCGAGACCCAAACGACUAUUGGUUAUGGCUUCCGCUGUGUGACAGAGGAGUGCCCGCUCGCAGUCUUCAUGGUGGUGGUUCAGUCCAUCGUGGGGUGUAUAAUCGACUCUUUCAUGAUUGGUGCAAUAAUGGCAAAGAUGGCCAGGCCCAAAAAAAGGGCCCAGACGUUACUUUUCAGCCAUAAUGCAGUUGUGGCAAUGAGAGAUGGGAAACUCUGCCUGAUGUGGAGAGUCGGGAAUCUCCGGAAAAGCCACAUAGUAGAAGCCCACGUACGAGCUCAAUUAAUUAAGCCCAGAAUCACAGAAGAAGGGGAGUACAUCCCACUCGACCAAAUAGACAUCGACGUGGGGUUUGAUAAAGGUUUGGACCGUAUCUUCUUGGUGUCCCCCAUUACCAUUCUCCACGAGAUCAACGAAGACAGCCCGCUGUUCGGGAUCAGCCGCCAGGACUUGGAGACGGACGACUUUGAGAUUGUGGUCAUCCUCGAAGGCAUGGUAGAAGCCACCGCGAUGACGACACAAGCUCGGAGCUCCUACCUGGCCAGCGAGAUCCUGUGGGGCCACCGCUUCGAGCCUGUCUUGUUUGAGGAGAAAAACCAAUACAAAGUAGACUAUUCCCACUUCCACAAAACAUACGAGGUCCCGUCCACGCCCCGCUGCAGCGCCAAGGACUUGGUGGAGAACAAAUUCCUGCUGCCCAGCACCAACUCCUUCUGCUACGAGAACGAGCUGGCCUUCAUGAGCCGCGAUGAGGAUGAGGAGGAUGAUGACAGCAGGGGUUUGGACGACCUGAGCCCAGACAACAGGCAUGAGUUUGACCGGCUUCAAGCAACGAUAGCAUUGGAUCAGAGGUCAUACCGGAGGGAGUCAGAAAUAUGACUCUUGGUCCUCUCAUUGACUUUUCCGAGGGUAUUUUUUUUCCUCUUCUAAUCUCUUCCCCUACAACCCGCUCAAAUUAUGCAGAACAAUGCAAGUGCCAUAGGAAUGCUUGAGAAAUUAGUCUUGUUCCUAGUUUUCAGUUUCAUCGCAAUAACCACUGAGCGGUCUGCAGGAGGGGACGGGGCAGGCACAGCGCUCCCCACACCCUGGGAGGACGGGGGGGUCCCGGGGCACGUGUGUCCCGUACUGGCUGUAGGGCUGGGCUCUCCCCAUGGGGAAAGCGCGAGCGUCUUCUUGGAGCCGAGAUCCAAAUAGAGGAAA